AUGUUAUAACAAAACUAGGUAAUGUAUCAGUAACAUCCAAAUUAAUAAAUGCCUGCACAAUAGCAUCGGGAUUACAAUGUUCCUCCCCCAGGUAUUGCUAGGAUCCAUUAAUUUUUAAGGUUACAAAGCACCAAGGUAUCCCAGAGAAGAGUUGCCUGAAAAUCAAGAGCAGAAUUUGGAUUUGGGUGGUUCAUAUUAGAGUUAUCUGUAUAAUUGUGGGGAAUGUUGCGGCAAUUGCAAGGCAGUUUGUCCAUGCAAUCCAUUUGUUGAAUACCCGUAUGUUCAAGUUGAAUAGAGCUUUGUCGGAGUAUAUUUACGUUUUGGUAAGUACAUAAAGACAGGUAUACAAAUUCAAAUUACAUAGUGUAACCGGGAUUGAUAUACAUAAAUCCUUGCACUGACACAAUAUAGAAGGUGGAUUGCAAGGUUCAGAUGAUAGAUUGCCCAAGAUAAUAAGUUAUGACAAAAGAUAACAUUUUGGUUAGCAUCGACGCGACAGUUUACUAUCGGAUAGUCAUACCCAGGAGAUCAAUCUUCUACAUCAACGAUUUGCAUUAAGCAGUGACUCAAUUGACAUUGGCUACAAUAAAGAGCAUCGCAGGAUCACACACUUUGUAAGACCUCUUGGAGAAGAGAGCCGAGGUGCAACAACAAAUAGAGGGUUUUGUGGACGAGCAUGUGUGGGAAUGGGGAAUAGACAUAGAAAAUAUGUUAAUCAAGGAUAUCCAAUUGAAUGCUGAUCUAUAGAAUACCUUGUCGAUGGCAGCCAAGGAAUAGAGAGCUGCUUAGGCCAAGGUGAUUUCAGCUUAAGGAGAUGUGCAAUCAGCCAAAUUGAUGAGGCAGGCUGCAGAAUUGUUGGAUUCCAAGGCAGCUAUGCAAAUUAGAUACUUAGAUACUAUAACAACCUUGGGGUAAUAGGGAUCAACCAAAGUAGUGUUGCUUCCUACAGAUUCUAAAUGA
Molecule: messenger RNA, 960 nt
Organism: Paramecium octaurelia
Lineage: Eukaryota; Ciliophora; Oligohymenophorea; Peniculida; Parameciidae
Source: the annotation of a GenBank genome assembly